Molecule: messenger RNA, 1120 nt
Organism: Caenorhabditis auriculariae
Lineage: Eukaryota; Metazoa; Nematoda; Chromadorea; Rhabditida; Rhabditidae
Source: the annotation of a GenBank genome assembly
AUGUGCUCCCGAUUUCACCAGCACUUCCUCGUGUCAGAACUUCGCUUCGUUCAGCCUGCCUACCAGAUUUUUAUUCUACUCUCAAUGUUCUUAGUUUUCAUCGAAAGACAGAUCGAAGCUCAAUGUCGUAAGCAGCAGACCUGAGACGUACCGUCGCACAAAUUUUUCGAACAAUUCAAAGCGAAGAGUUUACCUGUUCGAUUUUAUUUACCUUCAAAUUCAUCUAGUCAUCGACCGAAGCCAUCGCAGCAUCUGAAGAGACGUCAUCGCAUAAAAUUCUUUUCAUUUGAUCGGUAACUGCGCGAAGAGUCUAGCUUGUCAGAUUUUGUCUUCUGAUUCAAAUUCGUUCUCAGUUUCCUACGAAGAUUGAGCUCGAAGCUCAUCAUGUCAUCAGAGUUACGAAAUGACGUCACGGUACAAAAUCUUUCAGUUUGAUCGAUAAACUCAAAGUGAAGAGCCUGACCAGCCUAUUCUGACUUCAGCCUGUUUCAUUAAUGUCGUUAGAGUAUUCGAAUGACGUCAUUUGCACAAUUUCAGUUUGACGAUACCAAAGUGAAGAGCCUGCUUGUUCAGAUUUUUACCUAGUUCAAAUUUGGCUUUCUAUCGAAUGAUUGAAUAAUGUCAGAUACCUGAAAAUGUGACAGUCACAGUACAAAGGCCUGACGAUAACUAAAGUGAGUUGUUCAUUCGUUCAGAUUUUUAUCGAAAUUGUUCAGUGCUUGCUGCCGAGAUUGAAGUCAUUGUAGGGAGAGAGGGUCGUGACGUCACGGUUAGUUCUUCAGUUUGACGAUGUUCAAUGAAGAGUUCGAGCCUGUUCAGACGUCUCCUGCCUCUACAUCUGUUCUGCUUCUGUCGACAUGCGACUGACGUCGAUGUCAGUCAGGAGACCUGAGGCUGCGACGUCACGGUACGUUCAGUUUCGUCGAUAAAGCGAAGAGCCCAGCCUGUUCAGACGCCUUUAUUUCGACUCAGUCUGCUCUUAAGCUCUACGAGGCCUGAGAUUGAAGUCAUCAUGUCAGUCAGGAGAGCCCGCAAAAUGUGCGUUCAUAGGCCUCUUCAGCCUGACGCUGACAUUCAAAAGCGAAGAGCCCAGUUUGCUCAGAUUUUAUUCUGCAUCUAA